ACUUACUAUGUAUGUAGUAUGUACCUUGUACCUACCCAGGCUGCACCUGCCUGACGUUUAUCUGUUAGUAGAGCUCAAACUCCGAUUCUAAGCAAUCGCAAUUGCACCUUGCACCUUGCACCUUAAUUCAUUACUUCCAAUCCACAACCUUAAAGCUGUUCCCAAAUUUAUUUCUUCCCUCAGCCUCAUACGACCGUCAACAUCCUAAUUUCCACAUAUCACCUACGAAAUAGUCCCAACGCAGAAACAUCGCCAAGAUGCCGUUGCAAGCAGUGAUGAUAGUUGUGGACAACAGCGAAAGCAGCCGAAAUGGAGAUUACCAACCGUCGCGAUUCGACGCCCAAGCCGAUGCUAUAAAUAUCAUGUUCGAGAGUAUCACCCAGUCCAACCCAGAGUCUUCCGUUGGUUUGAUGAGCAUGGGUGGCAAGGGGCCCGAGGUCCUGUCGACUUUGACAACGGAACGAGGCAAGUUGCUCGAUGGCCUGCACCGAACGAAGAAGAAGAUCUCGGGCUCUUCCCAUCUCGCAACCGGUAUCCAAAUCGCUAGUCUAGCACUCAAGCAUCGACAAAACAAGUCUCAACGUCAGCGCAUCAUCGUUUUCGUGUGCUCUCCAGUGGCCGAUGACGAAAAGAAGCUUGUUUCUUUAGCUAAGAAGAUGAAGAAGGGCAACAUCGAUAUCGACUUCGUCCUAUUCGGCGAUCUAGAUGACGAUGACGUACAGAAGAAGCUCGAGGCUUUCAACAAUGCGGUUAAGACUAACGAGAACUCACACCUUGUUGUUAUACCACCUAGUGGAAAACUUCUAAGCGACCAGCUCAUUACUACACCUAUUCUACUUGGCGAAGGCGCUGCUGGUGGUUCAGGUGGCAUGGCCGAAGGCGGUGGUGACUUCGGCGAUUUCGACUUCGACCCUAGCGCGGAUCCGGAAUUGGCCCUCGCAUUGCGCAUGAGUAUGGAGGAAGAAAAUGCCAGACAGGCCAAGCAGGCCAGGGAAAACGAAGAGGCUGCCUCAAAGACGAAUUUGGAGGGCAUCCAGGAAGAGGGUGAGAACCAGCCCUUGCUAAACGAGCAGGGAGAGCCUAGUGGAAGCGGAUCUUCCAAGGACAACAAGAAAGGCGACGACGAUAAAAUGGACACGUCUUAG
Messenger RNA from Annulohypoxylon truncatum, 1145 nucleotides. Its product is annotated as von Willebrand factor type A domain-containing protein. Gene Ontology annotation, molecular function: polyubiquitin modification-dependent protein binding. Bases 258 to 1145 code for a protein of 295 amino acids. The record is from RefSeq and is a predicted model, not a curated record. Gene Ontology annotation, cellular component: proteasome regulatory particle, base subcomplex; nucleus; cytosol. Lineage: Eukaryota; Fungi; Ascomycota; Sordariomycetes; Xylariales; Hypoxylaceae. Gene Ontology annotation, biological process: proteasome-mediated ubiquitin-dependent protein catabolic process. The transcript has 2 exons.